This is a messenger RNA of Terrapene triunguis (Three-toed box turtle), 2364 nucleotides long. Its product is annotated as phosphatidylinositide phosphatase SAC1. Gene Ontology annotation, molecular function: phosphatidylinositol-4-phosphate phosphatase activity. Bases 26 to 1795 code for a protein of 589 amino acids. Gene Ontology annotation, biological process: phosphatidylinositol dephosphorylation. The record is from RefSeq and is a predicted model, not a curated record. Lineage: Eukaryota; Metazoa; Chordata; Testudines; Emydidae. Gene Ontology annotation, cellular component: endoplasmic reticulum. The transcript is spliced from 20 exons.
GCGGCGGGGCAGCCGGAGGGGGGCGAUGGCGGCGACCGCGGGGGCCUAUGAGAAGCUGAAGCUGCACAUAACACCAGAGAAGUUUUACGUGGAAGCUUGUGAUGAUGGAGCAGAUGAUGUUCUUGCCAUUGACAGAGUCUCCACAGAGGUCACUCUUACAGUUAAGAAAGAUGUUCCCCCUUCAGCUGUUACAAGGCCUAUAUAUGGUAUUUUGGGAACAAUCCGUCUGGUGGCAGGCAGCUAUCUCAUUGUAAUAACAAAAAAGAAAAAAGUAGGUGAAUGUUUCAGUCAUGCAGUCUGGAAAGCAACUGAUUUUGACAUCCUCUCCUACAAAAAGACCAUGCUGCACUUAACUGAUAUUCAGUUGCAGGACAAUAAAGCCUUUUUAGCAAUGCUUAGUCACGUCUUGAAUGUGGAUGGAUUUUACUUCUCUACAACAUAUGACCUAACGCACACUUUGCAAAGGUUAGCCAACACCAGUCCAGAAUUCCAAGAAAUGAGCCUACUAGAGAGGGCAGAUCCACGGUUUGUGUGGAAUGGGCAUCUUCUUAGAGAAUUUGCUGCUCAGCCAGAGAUCCAUAGGUUUGCUCUUCCAGUGAUGCAUGGAUUUAUAGCUAUGCACUCUUGUUCCAUAAAUGGAAAGUAUUUUGACUGGCUGCUUAUCUCUAGAAGAAGCUGUUUCAGAGCUGGUGUACGUUAUUAUGUGAGAGGUAUUGAUUCAGAAGGACAUGCAGCUAAUUUUGUUGAAACAGAACAAAUUGUACAUUACAAUGGGAGCAAAGCUUCGUUUGUCCAGACCCGUGGAUCAAUUCCUUUUUUCUGGUCACAGAGACCAAACCUCAAGUAUAAGCCAAAGCCACAGAUCAGCAAAGUAGUAAAUCAUAUGGAUGGCUUCCAAAGACAUUUUGACUCUCAGAUAAUUAGUUAUGGAAAACAAAUGAUUGUUAAUUUGGUUAACCAGAAGGGCUCAGAGAAGCCUCUUGAACAAACAUUUGCAAAAAUGGUAAACAGCUUGGGAAAUGGAAUGGUCAGAUAUAUAGCAUUUGACUUCCAUAAAGAAUGCAGUCGAAUGAGGUGGGACCGACUCCAGCUCUUGAUGGAUCAACUCGCAGAACAACAAGAUGAGUUUAGUUAUUUUCUAGUUGAUUCUGAUGGUAAAGUGGUGACUCAGCAGGAAGGAAUAUUCCGCAGUAAUUGCAUGGACUGCCUGGACCGGACUAAUGUGAUUCAGAGCCUAUUAGCACGUCGUUCUCUGCAAGCACAACUGCAGAGGUUAGGUGUUCUGCAUGUUGGACAGAGAAUUGAAGAACAAGCACAAUUUGAAAAAAUCUACAAAAAUGCAUGGGCUGAUAAUGCGAAUGCUUGUGCCAAACAAUAUGCUGGAACUGGUGCCUUAAAGACAGACUACACAAGAACUGGGAAGAGAACUCAGUGGGGCCUAAUAAUGGAUGGCUGGAACUCAUUAAUACGUUACUACAAGAACAACUUUUCUGAUGGAUUUAGACAAGAUGCUAUCGAUCUGUUUCUUGGAAAUUAUUCAGUGGAUGAAGUAGAGUCUGUCAGCCCUCUACAUAUACAGAAGGACUGGAAGUUCUUGGCUUUGCCUAUUAUUAUGGUCGUUGCUUUCUCAAUGUGCAUUAUCUGUUUGCUUAUGGCUGGUGAUACAUGGACUGAGACACUGGCUUACGUGCUCUUCUGGGGAACUGCAAGCUUUGGAACUUUAGCUAUCAUCUUUUACAAUGGCAGGGAUUUUGUAGAUGCACCAAAACUGGUCCAGAAAGAGAAGAUGGACUGAAUUUGUGUGUGUGGAAAGCGGCUUAGCAUGGAGGACUCCUCAAGCCAUACUUGGAGUCUCUACUGACCUGCUUUCCACACCAACUAGUGGUCUUUCUAGCUUUCAUCUUUACGGAGAGAAAAAGUAAAUCGUGUCCUUCACUUGGUGGUGGGAAUUUACAGUUGAGAUCUGGUUUUACAGUCUUAGUCACAAUGAUCUUUGGAAUAUUGCAUUAAUUGAGGAGGUUGCACUCAUAAGAAGAUAAUUUACAGGUGAAAGCCAAAAUAUCCAUAUUGUCUGUGGAGUAUUAUAGGAUUCAAACUGGCCUACUAAGUUGACAGCCCAGCAGGGCAGUUUCAUUCAAACAUGAUCUCAUAAUCUUAACAGAGAUCUCUGGUUCUGUUCACGUGUUACCAUAUCCAGCUGUGGCAGAAUUAGUAAUAUAGAGUCACAUCAUGUUCUUUGAGCUAAUAUAGCAUCCUACUAAUAAGUUUUCUUUCUAGACUUUCAGCUGGGUUUCAUUUGUCAUCAUAAAAGCAGUCACUGUUAGCACAAGUCCUUUGCAUAUUUUCAUUAGGGUAGAGAAUCAU